UGUGUGUGUGUGCGCGCAGCGGUACACAGGCACACGGUUCCCCGGGUAUCAGAGCACUCCUCUCCGGGUUCAGAGAACAUGGAACUCUCGGCGACGGGAGAUCGAGUUUUCGCCGCCGAAUCGAUCCUGAAACGCCGCAUCCGGAAGGCUCGACUUGAGUACCUUGUGAAAUGGAAAGGAUGGGCAAUGAAGCACAGCACCUGGGAGCCAGAGGAGAAUAUUCUGGAUGACCGGCUGAUACUGGGCUUCGAGCAAAAGGAACGGGACAGGGAGAUCCACGGGCCGAAGAAACGAGGACCAAAACCCAAAAAACAUGCCAUGAAGGCGAACGCUCCGACCGGAGGAAGCCGAGCCUCAAACUCCCGCCUGACUGCGGCGCGCUCCACACCGGGCCGAGCGACUCCUUCCUCCUCCUCGCCUCAUCCAACCUCUUCGUCCUCCACCGUGGCUCCCUCUCCCAAGCUCAGCUCCCUGGCCACCACCCACAAGCUGAAGAAAGACAUCCACCGCUGCCACCGGAUGUCCCGGCGCCCGCUGCCCCGGUCCGACCCCUUGGCUGCAUCCUUCCCGGGCCAGCCCUCCAGAGUCCACGUCUCCCCGUUCUCCGAGACCGUCCGCAUCCUCAACCGCAGAGUCAAGCCCCGGGAGGUGAAGCGAGGUCGCAUCAUCCUCAACCUGAAGGUCAUCGACAAGCCGGGUCGCGGCGGCGCAGCGGGACGGAACAUCUCAGUGGGGGGGCGGCAAAACAUCCCGUCCCGCAACCGCAUCAUCGGGAAGAAAGGGGAGGCCCCCUACAGGCCUUUCCAGCCCCCGCUGAAGAUGCUGGGCUUCCCCAUGUACGGGAAGCCGUUUGGGCUGCAGUGUGGAGGACCAGUGACCUUCAGCUCUGCCUCCUCCCAGUAUAACUCACCCCCCUCCCAGUUUAACUCAGCCCCCUCCCAGUUUAACUCAGCCCCCUCCAGCUCUGAAGGAAAAUCUGCUCAGUCCCACCCCGCAACAGGAGUCUCCCCCCCUUCCAGCAAAGCUCCAAAGUCCAGUAACGCUGGUGGUGCCCAGUGUGAGGUGCAACGUUCCCCCCCCGCCUCACCGUCGUCCUCUUUGGAAGACCAGGAGGAGGACGCCCCCCUGAAAGGAAACGCCAGCUGCCCGACGACCAGAGCCCCGGCAACGAGACCCCCGCGGAACCCCAAAUAGCCCCCGCCGAGGGAGACCCCAACUGGCACCCUGAGAUGGCUCCGAGCUGCAAGGACGUGGUGGUCACUGACGUCACCACCAACCUCCUCACCGUCACCAUAAAGGAGUUCCCCUCCCCGGCCUCACCCUCCACUGAAAACGCCUCUGCCCCUCCCCCCGGCACCCCAUCCGAAGACCCCGAGCCAUAGGAGAUCCCAUGUUGUGAAGGCAGAUGUGCCCCAGAUAGUCCGCCUGCAGCUCUAGAGUCCUGCUGAGAACCCGGACAGGUUGAGACCCCAAAGUGUUGUAGAAGUCUAUCGUAGGGGUCUCCAGUACAUCCUACUAUACUAAUAAGAGGGUCCUCAACCGGUACGGGUUCACAGCAGGACUCUGAGCUGCAGACGGACUAUAGAGGGACAUGGACAAAAAAACAACAACAGGUUAGCAAGUUAUUGUCUGGGGCUCAAGAGUUAGUCUCAGAUACUCUGAGGGUCACAGACAAGGUUUACAGAUUCUGGACAGUGGUAAUACCUCGGUAAACAUUUAAAGCCCCCCCUUUAGACAUUUAGGGAUUUGUGAUAUUGGGCUAUAGAAACACAAUAUGACAGAUCGAUUGUCCGAGCGCUGACAGCCAUAGCUCUUCACCCCUGCAGCAAAUGUCCUUACAGUGAGGUCCGAGUCACAGGACGAUACCUCGUGGGCACGACUUGUUUUUUUGUCCAUGUCCAAAUCUGUACAAAUGCCAAUUGAUGAUGGAGGAGAAAUAUCAGUGUUGCCACUUAAGCCCCCUCCUCCCCCUUCCCUUUAGUGUGUUUAGUACCUGAACACCGCCCAGCCAUUGAAUCGUACAGAAAGAGCAUAUUUUUUUUAUAAGAAGCGUAUACAUCUGAACACGGGCAGCUAAUACGCCCUCAAAUUGCCAUAUUUUGUCCUCUUGCACAGCACUGACUCUCCGACUGUUGGAUUGAGGUGCCGUUUGUUUCCUUUCACACACACACACACACACACACACACACACACACACACACACACACACACACACACAAACAGACACACACACACACACACACACACACACACACACACACACACACACGCUGGGUUCAGUUUGUGUGUGUGCUGAGCCUCCAACACAUGUGAAAGAAACAAAAGGCACUUUGUCCUCCACAGGUGAGAGGCCCCUCCCUGCCCCCUCAGCCUGAUUGGAGGUCCAGCUCGUUAGUGAUAAAGGGGAGUGUUGCACAGCUGGACUCUCUCACACUGCAUCACAGCGAGGUAAACGCCAUGCACUUGACUGCAUCGAUCGAUUUCAUGCAGUACUCUGAUAUUUCAAGGCAUUUUCCUCCUGCUCUCUUGAACGCAUAUUCAGUGUUUAUAUGCACGCACAACCUGACAAGCUAACCAGUAAGUUAUUGUUCUCUCUCUCUCGCUCACUCGCCUUCUCACAAAGCCCCCGCCUGUCACUCGUCCGACGCGACUCCAAACCGGCCCGCAGCAUUUCCUCAGAUCUCAGUGAAGGUCCAUAAGCUGAACACACUUCAGGCUUUUAUAAUCCAGUGUGAACAUCAGUCCCUGGGGAUGCCUGUCCGUUGCGCUCUCAUCAGACGGCUUUGCAGAGAGUGUGUUUGAGAGGAGGUCAAAGCCCGACGCUAAGGCUCACCAACCCCAGAAGACCCCUUUAAUACAACUGGUCUGUAGGAUGUAAAGCCCUGAAAUAGCAGAACACGUGCUGCUCUUUGGCCCCAGUGGAUGCUUUUAAUGAUCCCUAAUGAUACAGGUCUAUCGGCCCUUUAUGUUUGAUGUAUGAAACAGAGUUACGUCAUUAUCUGGGGGGGGGAAUAAUGAUCUUAAUUAAAGAAUGAGUUUUAACAAGAAACCAGGAUAAAAAAUGUGGAUGAACGGAACGUUAUUGAUCUGAUUAAUUUGAGAGAACAUCAUCACGUUAAUUCAUUGGGUUUUAUAUCUUUUGUUAUAUUGAGAUCCAUUUUAUUACAGAUAUGAAUCAUUUUAAUGCAGAUUUUCCCCCUAAAAUGUUAAAGUGAUGCCAGGAAACAAUCCCUCUGUUGGUCAGAAAGGGUUUACUGAGUCCAGAGAUAUGGAGCUGGGGUCAGACGUCUGGUCGGACGGCAGAGACAGCUUACGGAGAAUAAAGAGGGGAUGGAUUUGCUUUCUCUAAACCAAUGAAUGACCUGCCGCAGGUAAAUCAAAUCCAGGUGAAAAUGAAACCGGUGUUUGAUGAAAGAGAAACUCAGACUGGGUCCUCGAUGACUUCCAGACUGGGUCGUGCUCCUCUGAAGGGAUUGAAGGCCCUCGGCUGCUUCUGUGCUGUGUCAGUGGUGGGUAGAUGUGUGAGCUUAAUGCCAUGUUUCCAACCUUUAGAGCAGUGCUUUUUAUUCCUUAUCAGCACAACUUAGUGGCCUCUCUUUCAACCAAAUAGGGCUCUUGAUUUUAUUAUUUCUAAGCUUUUCUUUCCUUUUCAAUCGUCUCAUAUGUGAUGUCAUUAUAAGUGCUUAACGGGCGCUGAUUGGAGAAAAGGAAGGAACCUUUAAAUGUUGAUAAAUGAAUUAAAAGCUGUUUUUUUAAUGCUUCUUUUCUAAAUAUGCAUAAUAAUGUGAUGCUGUUUAUUUGAAUGCCAUUUAUUUUGUAUUAGUCCAAUAUGGGUUUGACGAGACAAACUGGACUGGUUUUAAUGUUUGUCUGGUUUGAAGCUAAUAAUGUACAUGUAUUGAUGCUGAUAUGGAGGAUAAUGGACUUCUGACGCAUGUUUUGCAGACCCUUAUUGUACAGAUUAUUGUCAUGUUUCCUGUCGUUGCUUUCUGUGUGUUUUCUUGUACGAGGCUUUGAAUUAAAAGCUGUUUAAAAUUCA
Molecule: messenger RNA, 4039 nt
Organism: Eleginops maclovinus (Patagonian blennie)
Lineage: Eukaryota; Metazoa; Chordata; Actinopteri; Perciformes; Eleginopidae
Gene: cbx6a
Product: chromobox homolog 6a
Exons: 8
Coding region: 79-1194 (371 amino acids)
Biological process (GO): negative regulation of transcription by RNA polymerase II
Cellular component (GO): chromatin; PRC1 complex
Molecular function (GO): chromatin binding
Source: RefSeq, a predicted model, not a curated record